Molecule: messenger RNA, 951 nt
Organism: Nipponia nippon (crested ibis)
Lineage: Eukaryota; Metazoa; Chordata; Aves; Pelecaniformes; Threskiornithidae
Source: RefSeq, a predicted model, not a curated record
AUGACCUCCAGAAGCCACAACUCCUUACCGAGAACUCUGAUGGCUCCACGAAUGCUUUCCGAAGGUGCCCUCGGGGGCAUCGCCCAAAUCACCCCCUCGCUGUACCUGAGCCGGGGCAGCGUCGCCUCCAACCGGCACCUGCUCCUCUCCCGGGGAAUCACCUGCAUAAUCAAUGCGACCAUCGAGAUUCCCAAUUUUAACUGGCCCCAGUUUGAAUACGUGAAAGUGCCUUUGGCUGACAUGCCCAAUGCCCCCAUCUCCCUGUACUUCGACAGCGUCGCCGACAAGAUCAACAGCGUGGCGCGGAAGCACGGGGCCACCUUAGUCCAUUGCGCCGCCGGCGUGAGCAGGUCGGCCACCCUCUGCAUCGCCUACCUGAUGAAGUACCACAAGGUGUCCCUCUUUGAGGCAUACAACUGGGUCAAAUCGAGACGCCCCGUUAUACGCCCCAACGUGGGCUUCUGGAGGCAACUGAUAGACUACGAGAGGAAGCUCUUUGGGAAGACGACAGUUAAAAUGGUACAGACACCAUAUGGCAUCAUCCCAGACGUUUAUGAGAGAGAGAGGAGACCCCUGAUGCCUUACUGGGGAAUUUAAUGUGACUGCAGACAGGAAGCACAACAGAAGGGACGCGCUGUUCUGAGUCGACCAGACUGGAGACAUUCCCUUCUCCUUCUACAGCCAACUUUGGUUCUUUACCAUACAGCAGAACCUCAACUAAUUCUCACCUCACUAACCUGCAAGGCCAACGAUUCCCUUCAAAGCAUUUCUCUCUACAGGGAUUCCCCCAUCCGCAUUUCUCUGAUUUAGCAGAAUGAGGUCUCCUUAUAAGUUGAUCCCUUUCUUAAAGGCUCCCUCCCUUUUUUAGUCAGUUUAUUAGUAUCCUAUGAGGAAAGGCCUAAAAGGCAUUUGGCGGAGUUAAUAAACAAAGUGCGCUUUGUGAUGCGGUAG